AUGACUGUGGGCUCAGCAACAGGCAUUCCCUUUGGGGAGAGUUAUACACAGGUUUUUUCAGAUGAAGAGGUGUCCGUGGACUCCCGGACAGAAAGAGACGAAGAAUUCGUCGAUGCGAAGGACUGGCAGAGUCGACUGGCUUCCAUGGGUACGGAUUGCUCCAGCGGGCCCAUAGAAAAUAGCUACGGUGAUAUAAAGACGGACGACGAUGGCAUUCGGUUACUGCAGUACCGCCUCUUCAAGGAGGAGGAGAAGGUCUGGAUGCUGAGAAAACAACUGGACCAAGAAGAAAUGACCCGCGCUCGGCUACGGCAACAAACGAUCGCUUUGGAAGAUGAGAACGAGCGCUUACAAACCGAGUACGCGACGGUGACUGAUCUGUACGCGGCCAAAGAGGGCCUCUAUCAGACGGCGGAGGUCAAGGUUCGGCAGCUUACGAAAGAGAACGAACAUCUUCUAGCGGGAUUGCACCGGAAAAUCAGCGAGUUGCGGACGCUGGAGUCUCAGAUGCAAGAAACGAUAACUCGACUCGAUGCAAAAAUGAGCGGGAUUAUGGCAGAGGGUAUCGCCGUCGUCUGCAUCCUUGCAAGGAAGUGGAAAACCGAGGAGCUUCGAGCCGAGCUUGAAAACAAGUCCCUAGGCCACCUUCAACUAGCUCGCCUCUCCCUGAUGCAGUGCGGUGGAGACGAAGCAGCUGAUGGCGAUACCGUGGAUCGAACUGCGAAUUCAGGGGAAGAGUUAGACGCCCCAAAAGGUGAUGGCGAGCGAGAUGAAGUCCCUUCUCAGGGACAAGCGGAGUCGCCCUCCACGUCGGAGCAGGGGGGAUCGUCCGUCUGUGUGCCUGACUCUGGCGGAGGAACUGUCAGUGAGAAAGAAAACGAAACCACGUUCCAGUCUCCUACGGAUGCAAACCGAAAGGUAUCCGAGGAAAGUGUGCCUGCCUCGAGUGUUGUGACAGCGGAGGGGAAACAUCCGAAUGCGGCUGCCCAGGACGCUGGCGCGAAAUUCAAACGGUUGCCAGACUGUGGAGCCUCCCCCUUGCCGGUGUCUGUAGACGGAUAUCGCAGGCAGCAAACAGACCUGAGGAAGACUUUACACAGUGGCAGCUUGACAGCAAGGCAUUUGUCAGUUGGGCGGAGGCGUCCGGCCGGCAUCGAAACUGACAAUCGUGCGACAGGCGGGAUCUCCGUUUCCCAAGGAUUCCGUCGCUCCAUCAAGUCAGCUGGAAUGAACGAAGCGUCUGCGGCAGCCGGCAGUCGUCCAGCCUGGGGAAGAGCGCCCGUGCGCCGUGUCAUGUCAGAACACUUUGCCCCGUUGAGUGAGCGACGGAGUGUCAGGGUCUCGGGUCCGACAGCCACAUCGAGGCAGUUUGGCGAUAAGAAACAAGUCAGCAGCAAAGCCUCUCCGAGCUCGAGCGGGACGAACGUUUCUGCUCACACGACGGACAGUUUCCGAGAGAGUGUUGACGGGACACCGCAGAACCGGAACCUGCCAGGUGCAUCAGGUGGUUCUGUGUGCCCACGUGGUACUGAAAGAGCUCCGGUUCCAGGAGACAAAAUUGCCUCGAAUAGAGAGAAAAGUCUCAAGUUGGCCGCGGCCUCUAGCUCUAAGGGACACUCCGCGCCUGGGUCCGUAACUGGCUCUAGAACUGCCAGAACUGUGACGGCACAUCAAUCCUCGACUGGGCCUGGGCGCGUAUCAGUAGGAACAGGACUACGGGCUCCAAUUUCACAUCGAGAGCGUAACUCUUCCGACGGAGGCGGGAGUGUUGCGGCACGGCCAAGCUCUCAGGCGUCGUCAGGAUCUGUGGUUCCGUCUGCCAGCAAGAUGGUUCCAGCCGACAAGAGGACGCCGUCGGAGACGAUCCGCAAAGAGGCAGCAACUUCCAGCGACACAACAGAUCUACCCCCUGCCUCGACAGGCGCAUGCCGCUCGGACAAAGCAGAGACUCGGAUCUCAACGGACGUCGCCACAAGCAGUGCUGCUGCCCCACGAGAUUGCGGAUUCGCUGACGCGGUGUCGCAGGCACUCCCGGAUCAACGUGUGGCCGCGUAUUCAGGAACUUCUGUCGAUAGUUGUUCGAACGAGGCACCCGUUUCACUGGCGAAGGCUCGUCCGGUGCCUACGCCCUGCAGUAGCUCAGCUUCACUCGUCAACGCCGCAGCUCUUCCCACUCUGCACUCAGCUGUCCAAGGGGCAGUCAGCGACAGGCUCUUGUCUGAAAACCGAAGUGACGACACGACCAGUAGACCCAUCGAUAUUGUCAGCUGCGUUUCUGUGGGAAGCGCGGAUUCCCGGGGUGUCCCCGCCACCAAGGGCGGUGCUCAGUCGGAAGGUGUGGUUCGGAAGACAGCGCCCAAGCUGCCUCCUGUGCAGCCGUCACGUCCCUCUUUCCAUCAUGCGUCUAGGAUCAGUUUUGACUCCCGUCCCCGCAAAACCGGCGAUCCGGCUGACACCCGCCGGAGGCCUUUACCUGCACCAGGAAGCGAAACUUCGGCUGCUGCCGCAUGUACUGCACAGGGGCAAACCGAAAUGGGUUGCAACACUUCCGCCAGUGCAUCCGACGGUAAAGCGUGCAGCCCUGCAAGCGAGUCGCUGUUGCGCACUGUUGCGUGCUCCCCACCUUCCCGUGAGAGUGCCAAGGAAGACGGCAUCCGACGCCCGACAGAAACGCAACGAGAAGCGACCAGUCAGGUGCCACAGUUCAUCAGUCCUUCUCAGCCGUCCUCGGCGGCACUGGUGGAAGAAUGCCAGGCGCGUCGCGCGGAUAUUCGGCCUCUGUCAUCGCCUUCUACUCUGCAAGUUCCUGCUGGAGUUGCGACCACGGGGCCGACCCUCAACCUGGAAGGGACACCACACACUGUCCCAGGUAACCCCCCCAGCUGCGCGCAAGAGGAAGCGGUGGAUACCGGAGUUCACCUCAGCGAAGAAGAGAGUGAGGCACCGAAGAAGAGGUCAAAGUCUGUGGUACGGAAGAGGCUGCCAAGUCGGACAGCACGGGGGACGACGCAUGCAGUGAACCCUAAGAAGAAAACACCCCUCAAGGAUAUGAGGAAUAACAUGGAGGACGGGAGUGAGGUAGAGGGUAUGCAGGGAGACACGGUAGCGACCGAGCAACUGUCUGCUGCCCCGGUCUCCGCUGCUGUUUUGGUCCCCGCGGAGCGUCGCCUUGUUGAGGGUGGAGAAGCACGGGCGGUAACAGAAUCGCGACCAGCUGACGCAGCCCAGUUACCCACACCUGGAGGCGGCGCUGCCCCAGAGGAAAACAUGGGACUAGACGCGUACCGAGGCCCAGCACAAGGCAUUUCAUCACGUGCUCCUGUUGAAGCGGGAUUGAGAGUCGGACCCAAAGACGACCGUGGAGUGAAGGCGGAGAACCCUUUUCUUCACGGCACUAAUGCAGCGGCUGCCGCUUGCAUGUAUGCUGCGCCGGUUCCCAUGAACGCUUCAGCUGUGCCGGAGAGGGAACGCUCCACAGGAUCGGCGAAAAACGCCCCAGACAUUUCCAGAAUGACACCACCGAACGACGCGUCAGGGGCCCUGACAUAUCCAGUGUCUUCUCUCGGCGUCUCAGCGCCUGUGCCGGCCGGCCUGGGCGCGGCUAGAGGUCUCCCAGCGCUCAACAUUGGUACUUGCGAAAGACCAAUGAAUGUGGUUGCAAAUGGAAACAGCGUGCACGCCGCUGCUGCACUCCCCGCAGCAGGCGGGGCACUCCUCAGAGGGAGCACAGGCCUGAUGCAUGUUCGCAGGGUGGAGAUGGAGGGUCCGGUCAUCAGUGGUGGCGAGCGAGCGUCGUUGCCAGUUUUUCCGCCGACUUCACAAGCGCGACCAGCCGGAAACAACGGCCAGUUGAGUUGGUCUGUUGGAACCAAUGUGAGCUGUCCGCCGGCACACAAACCCCUGUACACGCGGUUCACCAUAUCUGGGCCUGAUGCAGUCGAACAGGCCUAUGCAAAGCCUUCCGUGGUCACGCGACCGCGUUCAGGGAGCGUGGAUGAGGGCAAGGUUGCACAUCCUUCGGCCGCUCGUUUGGAUGUCUUGCCUGCCGGUUGGAUGCGUUCUGUUCCAGCCAACGCGGACGCAUCUGCUAAUCAGGCGCAACCCCGAAACCGAGAUGGAGGGAGCGAUUCGAGAGUUCAUGCGCCGCUCCCCCAGGUGCAUGCCGUGGGUGAACGCCCUCGUGUUCCGACUCACACAUUCACGUUUACGCCGACUGUAGACAGGGGAGCACAACCAGGAGGUGGGAUACGGAUAACGGAACGGCAGGAUGGGCAGGGGAGACAGGUGACGGGAGCAGCAGGCGGCACCACGUACAAGCAGGGCUCUGCGCCUUCUGGAUUCAUUCAGUAUGGCAGCCAGCAGCACGCGCUGCUACACGCUUUUCAUGGACAGACACCCCAAGCUCCGUGCGUCCAGAAGCAGUCGUCUGUGCAGAUGCCGAACCAGAGAGCGCCCCCGGUCCAUACUUACCGUGCAGCGCCGCUUGACCGGGCCCCAACAAACUUUGUCACACCUCAGGGGUACGCGAUUCCGCAGCAGCAACCCCAGCCGUUCAUGCCUUUCCCUCAGCAAGCCAGAAGUCAAGACCCCGCUGCUCACUGGGCGCUGUUCCAGAUGCAGCAGCUUCAACGCAAGUCCUGGCGCCCAAUGCAGUGUCCCCCAGUACACUACGACAACCGUUUUCCCCUCCUCACGCAAGUUCACGGGCACUGUAUGCAACCCGCUGCUCCGUCAAGCCAUGGCAUUUCCGGUCCUCCAGCAGGGCUGAACUGA
Neospora caninum is the source of this 4773-nucleotide messenger RNA. RefSeq names its product Proteophosphoglycan 5, related. The transcript is spliced from 7 exons. The record is from RefSeq and is a predicted model, not a curated record. Lineage: Eukaryota; Apicomplexa; Conoidasida; Eucoccidiorida; Sarcocystidae. Bases 1 to 4773 code for a protein of 1590 amino acids.